Molecule: messenger RNA, 4116 nt
Organism: Triplophysa dalaica
Lineage: Eukaryota; Metazoa; Chordata; Actinopteri; Cypriniformes; Nemacheilidae
Gene: tead3b
Product: TEA domain family member 3 b
Exons: 15
Coding region: 366-1706 (446 amino acids)
Biological process (GO): positive regulation of transcription by RNA polymerase II; hippo signaling; embryonic organ development
Cellular component (GO): transcription regulator complex
Molecular function (GO): DNA-binding transcription factor activity, RNA polymerase II-specific; RNA polymerase II cis-regulatory region sequence-specific DNA binding
Source: RefSeq, a predicted model, not a curated record
AAACUUUUUUCCCUCCUUCAUUUUCCACUGAAGUGCGUGAAUUUCAUACCAAACCCAUACUUCACAUUCCACCUUUACUGUCAAACCGGGAGAAAUAUAACUGAAAACAACACAUAAAUAUAACUUUAAAGCAAUAAAGCUCGUGCUCUUCUGUCGGCUGCGCUGUUUACCGAUAAAGGGAAUUGUGAGGAGACGGAAAGAAGCGAAGUGUUUGGAGAGAUCGUUUACUCCGUUUUCUACGUUUACAGCGUGGGGGCUCGUGGCAGGCCCCGGUCCGAGCCGGCAUCAUUGCGUCCAACAAGUGGAGUGCAAACGGCAGCCCGGAGGAGGGGCUAGAGGAUGGAGGAGAUGAACUGGACAAGGCCAUGGACGGAGACGCGGAGGGCGUGUGGAGCCCCGACAUAGAGCAGAGCUUCCAGGAGGCUCUUGCCAUCUACCCGCCCUGCGGCAGACGUAAGAUCAUCCUCUCGGACGAGGGAAAGAUGUAUGGUCGCAAUGAGCUUAUCGCCAGAUACAUCAAGCUGAGGACGGGCAAAACCCGCACAAGAAAACAGGUUUCUAGCCACUUGCAGGUUCUUGCCAGGAGAAAAUCCCGCGAGGUACAGACAACGCUGAAGGCCAUGAACUUGGAUCAGGCAUCUAAAGACAAAGCUCUCCAGAACAUGGCGGCUCUCUCCUCGGCUCAGAUCGUGUCUCCCAGUUUAAUCAAGAAUCCCCUUCCGCCUCUGCCGCAGUCCCCGUAUCCCCCCACCCCACGGGUACCGUAUCAUCAUCUACAUGUCAAUACAAACGUAAACAUCAUGGACAGAAUCAGAGAUUUCUGGCCAAGCCCCAUCCCAGGACAACCAGGACCCUCUCAGGAGCUGGUUCUUAAGCACAACCCAGGGAGAAGUCCUGGGCUUGGCCGCACCAGCUUCCCCAUCAAGCCAUUUGCACCAGGCGCAUACCCAAACCUAUCAGGACCUGUUCAGCCAGCCAUCGCACCGUAUGAACCCCUGGCACCUCCUCCGGCCCCGGUGGCCACCGCAGUGCCUGUGUGGCAGGAUCGCACCAUUGCCUCCUCUAAACUCCGGAUGCUGGAGUAUUCUGCAUUCAUGGAGGUUCCACAGGACCAGGAUUCAUACAGCAAACAUCUGUUCGUCCACAUUGGCCAGACUAACCCCUCCUACAGCGACCCUCUGCUGGAGGCUGUGGACAUCCGACAGAUCUAUGACAAGUUUCCCGAGAAGAAAGGAGGACUCAAGGACUUGUAUGAGAAAGGCCCUCAAAACGCUUUCUUCCUGGUUAAGUUCUGGGCGGAUCUGAACAAUGGCGGUGUUCAGGAUGGGCCGGGCUCUUUCUACGGGGUCAGCAGUCAGUACAGCAGCACUGAGAACAUGACCAUCACCGUCUCUACCAAAGUCUGCUCAUUCGGCAAGCAGGUGGUGGAGAAAGUGGAGACGGAGUAUGCCCGUGUCGAGGGAGGAAAGUGUUUGUAUCGAAUCCAUCGCUCUCCCAUGUGUGAAUAUAUGAUCAACUUCAUCCACAAACUCAAACACCUGCCCGAGAAAUACAUGAUGAACAGCGUAUUAGAAAACUUCACCAUCCUACAGGUGGUGACUAACAGGGAAACCCAGGAGACUCUGUUAUGUAUAGCGUUUGUAUUUGAAGUGUCAACAAGUGAACACGGGGCACAAUAUCACGUCUACAGGCUCAUUAAGGACUAGUUCAUCCACCGUCACCUCCGUCACAAACUUCUGUCGCUUUGCACGAUCCCUCCAACACACAUGGAGGAAUAUGCCAAAUUGUCCAAACAUCAGAGGAAUACGCCAAAAAUGUUACCAAAAAGCCAAAUGUUUUGCUUUUGUUUUAAUGCUGAUGCGGGAUUUGAUUGAGCCUUUGAGAACUUAAAAAUAUAGUAUUACUCUGUUUUAAGAAAGUUUGUGUAUGUCUUUAAAUUCCUUAAAUAGAAAAGGGUCACGUUGGUUGUGUUACAUAUAGAAACCGUGAUGUCUUUAAAGCUUUGUUUUGUCUCCAUUGAGGGAAUGUGAAUGUGUUGAUGGAACAGAAUGUCUUUAAUGGUUGAAGAUGGCGUGUGUGUGUGUGUGCGUGCGUGCGUGCGUGCGUGUGGUGUACAGGCAGCGUUUUACAGUGAAGUGCCAUGGGUGUAUUUCACCACAAUAUUAAAAAACUAAGAAAAUAUAUUUCUUUCAAAGAGUUUUUAGUGUCACAACAUUAAAUUUAAGUGACCUCUCAGUACUUUAAUACAGUUACACAAAUCAUCUGUUCAGUCCCAAUAAUUGAUUAAAAUGAAAAUCACUACUAUUGUUAUAUUAAUAAUGUAUGCUGUAAAUACUUUCAUAUAUAUAUAUAUAUUAUUAUAUUUGUGUAUUUUGCUAUAAAGAGAAUUUGGUGGGCCAAUGUGACUAAAAUAGGAUUUUUUAUUCUUUUUAAUUUUGUGGUGAAAUGUGAUGGGUACACAUUAUUCACCUCACGUGUCAAUGAGGAUGAGGUUUCCCAGCGGAGGGUUUAUAAUCAUUUUACUAAAGGAUAACAUACUGUAGUUACAUUUUCAGUUUAGGAAAUCAAAACUUUUGAUUGGCUGUAAACUCGGCAGAUGUCUUUCCGUCAGCAACCGUCUGCAGGUACUAAAGGAUUUCACAUUUUGAAAUAGUGAGUGCCUUUUUUAAUAAACAUUAAGUUGAUUGAUUGAUACUCUGAAGUGCCUUUUGACUACCUCUUGAUUUCAAAUAGUACGAAUAGGCAAAGCGAUUACUCUCUUUACAUCACAUCAGUGCAAAGUAUUUCAAUCGGCUGUUCGACACCGUUUUCACAACGUUUGGAUUGACUUCUUUUUUUGUGUAAAUUUGCACAAGUUUUGCACAGUUAUAAGCAAAUUUUACUCAUUUUUUUGUGUCAAGUUUUAGUAUUUUAAAUUUACUUAAAAAAACAGUGUGCAAAACGUGCAACUGUCCACAAAAAAUGGAGACACGACUCUGGAUGUUCAUUUGUUCAGUUAAAUUGUUCAUCUUGAACACAGAAAUGACUUUAUAGCCAUCUAACCCGUCGAUUUAUGAGAUUUUUAUGUGUAAUGAUGGAACAAAACCUCUACAGAGUUUUUUCUAGGAUGUUUGUUUUGUUUCUGGUGCUCUAAAACCCUUCAGAGAAUGUUAGCAUUUCCAAGUGUGUUUCACUGUCUACCUUCUUUUCAGUUUCAAGUUCUUUUCAGUUUGUUUGUCAAUUGCUGUUGUUGUGAGUUAAAGCGUCAGUUAUCGUCACGUUGGUGUAUAGUUUUUUUGGGGGGGGGGUAUGUCACCCUGCACAUCAUCCCUCAAAACCCCUUGAGUUACAGUUAUGAUCGGUACAUCUCUAAUUCUCUUCUUUUUCUCCCUUCAGAUGUAAAUUUGGGAUCAAAGUUGUUGUUUCUGGUUGUAGUUUUUACUCUGUUGAAUGCUCCAGGUGUCCGGCGUGGAUGUGCUGCAUCUUUGCUUUAUCGUUAAAUGCCAUUUGAACAUGCUGACCUGACAUAUAUAUGAAAUAACAGCAUCUUUUGCUACUACUGAAAUGUCUACCCCCUCGAGAAUGAAAAGACAUGAUAUUUAUGAAUGAUUAAAUCAAGGUCAGCGUUGAUGAAGCCAUGUUAAAAGUUCAGAAGGCAGCACUGUCUGUGCUCGUUGACGUCAGUUUAUGGUUGAAAGUCCUGAAGGUACUGAGAAUUCUUGAGUACACCAUACAAGCAGAAAUGUAAUGUAUAUUGGUUCAGCCUUAACCUAAAUGUUCGACGACAGUUUCCUCAAUUGUAAUUUUGCCUCUUUGUUUUUUCUUUUUUAUAAUUAUUGUUGUUAUAAUUAUUAAUUUGACGUUUGCUCUUUGACUUUCGAUUGAUGCUGUUUGCAUACAUUGAAAAUAUGUUGCGUGUUACUUCUGUUAUUUUAUGCCAUUAUCUAUUUGGUGUUGGCAGAAACUUUCUCCCAUUUUUUUUAACAGUUCAUUGUUGCCUUUGGUUACAAAUUUUGCAUUGCAUUUAUGUAUUGAAUAUCUUCAAUGUUAGGGGUUUGUACAAUAUAAUCCAAACAAUGUAUAGCAAUACCAAUAAAAGUGGCAUGGGUCUCCCUGGACCAGAUUUCUUAAAACACA